Molecule: messenger RNA, 656 nt
Organism: Drosophila serrata
Lineage: Eukaryota; Metazoa; Arthropoda; Insecta; Diptera; Drosophilidae
Gene: Sec61gamma
Product: Sec61 gamma subunit
Biological process (GO): protein targeting; intracellular protein transport
Cellular component (GO): membrane
Molecular function (GO): transmembrane protein transporter activity
Source: RefSeq, a predicted model, not a curated record
GAACUGUCAGAAAUCGUGAAGCCGACGCGGCAGCAACGAAAGCAACUCACUUACGUUAAAAUUUUCGAUCAACUCGGAGUUUGCCAGCUCAUCCCACCCUAGACAUGGACAAGGUUGUUAAGUUCGCCGAGCCUGGACGCGCCUUCGCCAAGGACUCGAUCCGCCUGGUGAAGCGCUGCACCAAGCCCGACCGCAAGGAGUUCCAGAAGAUUGCCAUCGCCACCGCUAUUGGCUUUUGCAUUAUGGGCUUCAUCGGCUUCUUCGUCAAGCUGAUACACAUUCCCAUCAACAACAUCAUCGUGGGCUCCUAAGUGCAGCCGUUGGCCGUGGGACCAGAACAAUAACAAACACCCCAAUCAUCCAAUUCUAGCAUACAUCAAAUAGAUUUUUUUUUCGUUUAGUUAACAUGCAUAAUAUAAAUAUACAUAUAUGUAGAUGAGCGAAACUAUGUGCAUUCAGCGAAUGUCCUUACACCAUUUUUACGUGCAUAUACUCGCAUGUAAAAGCGUAUUGCAAAUGUUCAAACAAAAUUCCAUUCACGAUUCUAUGUUGAAGUGCAUGAACACACACGUUAGUUGAUAAGGAAGAGGAACCAACCACCAUGGCACGUGUUGCGGUGUGUCCACUAAUAAAUGUGAGCCAGAUUUUCCAAUUAA